CGUUAAUUUGAGUUUUGGAGAUUUAAUUUGUUAGGAAAGAGAUAAAAUUUGUAUUUAAUUAAAAUAUAUUGCAUUUCAAUUGCAUGUUAAAUUAAUAAAGAAAUAUAAAAGAAUAUAAUUUUGAAAUAUUUUUAUAAAAAUGAAAGUGAUCGCUAUAUUGUGUUUAUUCGCUGCCGCUGCUUAUGCCAAAGAAGUCGAAUUAAUUUCAAAUGAAGCCAUGGUGGAAUUUGAUGGCAAAUUUCAUUACCACUACGAAUUGGGAGACGGUUCCAAAGCCACACAAGAUGGUUUCCUAAAACAAGUCGAUGCCGAACAUGACGGUGAAGCCAUUGAAGGUAGAUUUGCUUUCAUAGCCGAUGAUGGUCAUGAAUAUGCUCUCUCAUAUACAGCUGAUGAAAAUGGUUACCGUCCCAUCGGUGCUCAUUUACCAACUCCACCACCAACACCCGAGUCAGUAUUGAAAACCUUGCAAUAUUUAUCCGAACAUCCAUAUCAUAAACCCGAAGGAAGAAAUUAUUAAAAAAACUUUUUCCAAAAAGACAUGUAUUUUUAGUUAUAAACCCUAUUGUGAUUUAAGUUAUAAAUUAAUUUUUGUUGUUGAAAAAAUAAAAAAAGAAUUUAAAAAUUAAAAAAAUUUGCGUGAUUUGUUAAACUAGAAAUAGAAGUGAUAGAGAAACAAUAAACAAAUCAAAUACGACUGAUGAUAAUAAAGAAAUAAAUUGUUAAAAUA
This is a messenger RNA of Lucilia sericata (common green bottle fly), 730 nucleotides long. RefSeq names its product endocuticle structural glycoprotein SgAbd-3 (gene Cpr49Af). The transcript has 2 exons. Gene Ontology annotation, cellular component: chitin-based extracellular matrix. The coding region runs from base 140 to 520 and encodes 126 amino acids. Gene Ontology annotation, molecular function: structural constituent of chitin-based larval cuticle. The record is from RefSeq and is a predicted model, not a curated record. Lineage: Eukaryota; Metazoa; Arthropoda; Insecta; Diptera; Calliphoridae.